Molecule: messenger RNA, 557 nt
Organism: Cydia splendana
Lineage: Eukaryota; Metazoa; Arthropoda; Insecta; Lepidoptera; Tortricidae
Exons: 3
Coding region: 48-527 (159 amino acids)
Source: RefSeq, a predicted model, not a curated record
UUAAAUGCGACGACACCGUUGCUGAAAUCACCUACAUAGCCCUCGCAAUGUUCGCCGGCUACCUCGUUACGUGCUCCCUAGCUACCGUUCUCAUCAUCAAAUACAUCGGGAAGAAAUGGACUUUCGUGAUCAACCACUUUAUCUGCACCAUUUUGGGGGUCAUGGUUAACUACCUGAACAUGUAUGGCGGAGUGCUUGCGUUGGGGGCGGCCUCGGUGAAUGUGACGUGUAUGGGGAUUGUAACUACUUAUGCUAUUGAAUUGUUCCCGACAUAUAUGAGAGCUAUGGCGGUGUGUCUCACCAUACUCUUCGGUCGAGCUGUGUCGAUAGUCUUUUACAAUACCAUUGGCGCUCAGCUGCAAAAUAACUGCUCUAAUUUCAUAUUUAUCUUGGCACGCUUGAUUGCUUUUGGUGGCUUUGUUGGAAUCUUUCUCCCAUCUGACAGAAACAGAAUGAAAAAAGAAAACGUGAAAAUCGAGAAGAGCAAAGAUAAAAAUGAACCAUGCAGCAGUUGCAGCACUACGUGAAAUUCUAAAGGCCCUACAACAUGGUGACGA